Bipolaris maydis ATCC 48331 is the source of this 528-nucleotide messenger RNA. Lineage: Eukaryota; Fungi; Ascomycota; Dothideomycetes; Pleosporales; Pleosporaceae. The record is from RefSeq and is a predicted model, not a curated record.
GUCAAGUCUCCGGAGGAUCGUGAGUGGGUAUCAAUGAUUGAGACCGUCUCCGCCACAGGCGCCAAGCUCCAGUGCCUAGUUAUCUUCAAGAGCAAGCAUCUUCAGACUACGUGGUUUCUAACUACUAGUACACUAAACCGGCUAUACACUACCUCAGAAAAUGGAUGGACAUCAAAUUCAAUUGGAUUUAAGUGGCUACAGCGCAUCUUUAUGCCAAAUACUACGCCCGUCAAUGGUGGAUAUCGACUACUCCUUCUGGACGGACAUGGCUCCUAUAUACCGAUUGACUUCAUGUGGCCCUGUAAGACUAAUAAGAUUCAGCUGCUGUAUCUUCCCGCGCAUGCCUCCCACUUGCUACAGCCACUAGAUCUAGCUCCCUUCUCUGUACUCAAGUUUCGCUAUCGUAACCAGAUCCGAGCACUCUCAGCGCUUGAUAACGCAGCACUAGUGAAGAAAGAACGCUUUAUUAUAUUAUACAACCAAGCUAGAGCAGAAGCACUCUCAGAGCGCGUGAUUAGAGCUAGCUAG